Messenger RNA from Mesorhabditis spiculigera, 1041 nucleotides. NCBI's taxonomy places the organism in Eukaryota, Metazoa, Nematoda, Chromadorea, Rhabditida, Rhabditidae. The record is from the annotation of a GenBank genome assembly.
AUGAGCGCUGGGAAGUUGGUUCUGGUGACCGGGGCGAGCGGAUAUUUGGGAGCGCAUUGCGUGAAGACGCUUUUGGACAAGGGCUAUCGAGUCCGGGGCACCGUUCGGAGCCUGAAUAAUGCGAAAAAGGUAGAGCCCGUAAAACUUCUUGAUCCAACCGGCGAAAGCCUAUCCCUCGUCGAGGCCGAUUUGAACGAAAAGCAGGGAUGGCCAAGUGCUGUUGCCGGUUGCGACUAUGUCCUCCACGUUGCCUCACCAUUUCCACUCGUUGGAACGGAAGAAACGAUAAAAACGGCUGUAGCGGGCACGAUGAAUGUUCUCGAGGCGUGCGCAGAAACCGAAUCCGUGCAAAAAUUGGUCCUAACCAGCAGUGUUGCUGCCAUUACAGAAGGCUACCGCCACCUUGCCGAGCCGUUGACUGAGGAAUAUUGGUCGAAACUAGACGACGCUUCCGCCUACACGAAAAGCAAGACGAUGGCCGAGCGAGCUGCCUGGGACUUUGUGAAGCAGGAGGGUCAUAAAAAUAGCUUCACCAUGACCGUCAUCAACCCCGGCUUCAUCAUCGGGCCCCCGAUUACUGACGACAAGGGCUCCAGUGUAGAUAUAAUCACCCAACUUCUGGCCCUGCCAGCCGUCCCUCGUGUCACUAUGACGCUAAUCGAUGUGAGAGACGUCGCUGAGGCUCAUGUAGCUGCCCUUUCGAAGCCGGACAGCGACAAUCAGCGAAUUCUGUGCACCAACGAGCACUCGUAUUUCAUGAUCGACUUGGCGCACGUGUUGAGGGAGGAAUUCGGGGAUCAAGGCUAUUCCCCUGCAAACUACCAAAUCCCCGAUUGGAUCGUCCGUUUCGGGUCGUACUUUAGCGGAACGCUCGCCGGCGUCGUCACCAGAAUUGGGAUGAAGACCAAGUUUGACAACUCUAAGUUACGUAAUAUUCUCGGCAUCACCCCGCGAGACCCGCUGAAAUCGCUUGUCGAAAUGGUCUACGAGCUGAUCGAGCGCGGGCAUAUUAAGAGGACGUCGAAAUAUCGUGGAAAGCCA